Messenger RNA from Cantharellus anzutake, 463 nucleotides. RefSeq lists its product as uncharacterized. Lineage: Eukaryota; Fungi; Basidiomycota; Agaricomycetes; Cantharellales; Hydnaceae. The coding region runs from base 31 to 297 and encodes 88 amino acids. The transcript is spliced from 2 exons. The record is from RefSeq and is a predicted model, not a curated record.
CUCCUAGACUCAGGAGCCACUGGGAACUUCAUGAGUCCUGAGUUCAUCCAGAAGCACAAGCUCAAGACAACCCCACUCCCACAGCCCAUCCCCAUCUGCAAUGUCGAUGGGACCCCAAACAAGAAUGGAGCCAUAACUGAAGAACUAGAGGCCCUCCUGACGUUUGGGUGGCACACAGAGCGAGCCCGUUUCGCUGUUUGGCCGGGCCCUGACACUGUUGCAAACCUUGAACAACAAUCCCUCAUCAUAGGGCACUUGUGGCUGCUCCACCACAACCCGGAAGUGGACUGGGCAUGACAGAAAGUCACCAUGUCCCGUUGUCCAUCGUCCUGCCAGCUACCGUGGGUGCCAGACAACCAGAACCCCGAGCUAGAGUCUGGGGACAGGAUCUAUGCUGUGAUCAUCCCCCCAGGGUAGGGCCACGACCUGAGGGCAACCACAACACCCUCCCAGUGGAUGGCCC